GUCGCCUGGCGGCGGGAAGCUGGGAGGGACAGGAACUUGCGGAUGUGCUGUGUGCUCGGGCGGCAUGGGGGGCGGCCGCCUCCGGCUGCAGCAGGCGGUGGACACGGAGCUCACCCCGGACUCUGUGGAGUGGUGCCCGCUGCAGGGCCGUCGGCACCUCCUCGCGUGUGGCACUUACCAGCUGCGCGCAGCGGGGGCCCAGAAUGAGCCCGACACGGCCCGGCUCCCUGUGCGUUCGGGCCGCCUCUACCUGUACCGCUACCAUGAGGACCGACCGGCCGCCCCGCUGGCUGAGGCCCACCGGAGGGAUGGUCACGCCAUCCUGGACACCAAGUGGUGCCACGUCCUGGUGGCUGGCAAGGCCCUGCUGGGGGUGGCAGAUGCAUGCGGGUCUGUGGAGCUUCUCCGCCUGGUGGAACCCGAGGGAAGGGACGACGACAAGCUCAGGACAGACAGCGGCUGCACGCUGGAGCCCGUGUCCAGCCUCGUCCCGGGCCACCAGUGCAUGGCCUUGUCCCUCGACUGGUCCACUGGGAAGUCCGGCAGCACUGGUGCCCAGCCCUUGCACAUCAUCAGCAGCGACUCCAGGGGCCAGCUCCACCUCCUGAGAGUGCAGGAAGAAGGUUCCAGCCUGCGGGCUGUGGCCUCCUGGCAGGCCCACGGCUAUGAGGCCUGGAUCGCCGCCUUCAACUACUGGCAGACUCAAGUUGUGUACUCAGGGGGAGACGAUGGCCUUCUGCGCGGAUGGGACACUCGGGUUCCUGGCACCUCUGUCUUCACCAGCAGGCGACACUCAACGGGCGUGUGCAGCAUCCAGAGCAGCCCCCACAGGGAGCACGUCCUGGCCACGGGAAGCUAUGACGAGCACAUCUUGCUGUGGGACGCGCGGCACAUGAAGCAGCCGAUGGCCGACACGCCCGUGCAGGGUGGCGUGUGGAGGCUCCGCUGGCACCCAUUCCAGCACCACCUGCUCCUGGCAGCCUGCAUGUAUGGGGGCUUCAAGGUCCUCGACUGCCAAGAGGCCCUGGAGGGGAGGCAGGGGGCGCCUGUCUUGGUCUCCCACUCGAUGACCAAUUCACUGGUAUAUGGAGCCGACUGGUCCUGGCUCCACUCUGACUCUCCACAGCCUUUGCCCUCAGUGGCCCUUUCAAGGAGCGACAUGGAAGCCACAGACAGGCCACUGGAGCCCACCCUUGGCCACCCAGUGGACAGCAGCGGGAAGGACCUGGCCAACCCCUUGGCCUCUCUCAUGCCGCCAGCAGACGAGGAUGUGACCGGGAAUGGCAGCCAGCCCUGUACCCUGGCCACAGGCCAUGACUGUGACCCUGCCCCAGGUGGGUCAGACAGGGCCGGUGGCCUCCUAGCAACCUGCUCCUUCUACGACCAUGUCCUGCACCUCUGGAAGUGGGAGGCGAGCUGAGCCAAGGUGGCCAGUGUCUCCUGCCCUGCUAGGCCAAGGCAGCUUCUCGAGGGG
This is a messenger RNA of Ochotona princeps (American pika), 1474 nucleotides long. RefSeq names its product diphthamide biosynthesis 7 (gene DPH7). Gene Ontology annotation, molecular function: protein binding. The transcript is spliced from 9 exons. Bases 65 to 1420 code for a protein of 451 amino acids. NCBI's taxonomy places the organism in Eukaryota, Metazoa, Chordata, Mammalia, Lagomorpha, Ochotonidae. The record is from RefSeq and is a predicted model, not a curated record.